AUGAAGGUCCUCUUGGGAGACGAAGAGGAACUUCCACCCGUCAUCCCCGGGACUGACUGCUUUAAUCCGGUGCUGGAGAGAUUCUGGCUCCCCUGGGCACGGGCCAUUCUUCUAUCGCCAACGUUUAUAGCGUGUAACCAUCCGAUCCGAAAUGCUGCGAACCACCUGGCAUUUGAUGCCAUCCGGCAGCAAAUCGCCUGGUCCGUACCGACGCUCCCCGUUCUCCGGUACAUGGUCCAGACCGCGCCCGGCGGCCGCAUCUUGGACGUGGGUGCGGGAACCGGGUACUGGAGCGCGCUCUUGGCAGGGUUGGGUGCGGACGUCAAAGCGGUGGACAACUUCUCGUGGUGGCCGAGACAGGGCAAAGUGAGCGAAGAGGACUCUCCGGAGGUUCGCUUGGAGGCGCAGCGCCCGCUUUACUUCGACAUUCAAGACGCAGACGCAGCGGAUUACGUCAGCGUCGCCAACGCCGAAAAGCGUGCACUCUUCUUCAGCUGGCCCAAGGGCGUCAUGAGGCCGUACCUGCAAGGGUACACCGGUGACGUCAUCUUCUGGGUUGGGGAGCAGGCCACCGCGGACGGAGUGCGAUCCACUGAAUGGGUGAUGGACCAUAGGAUGGAGAUCCCACAGUGGCCCGGAUCUAAUGAUUUCUUUGCUGCUUACCGGAGGAUGACGCCUGCAGAGAAAAGCGCUGGCGACCUGCCGGCCUGUAAAUCUUGA
This is a messenger RNA of Klebsormidium nitens, 720 nucleotides long. Lineage: Eukaryota; Viridiplantae; Streptophyta; Klebsormidiophyceae; Klebsormidiales; Klebsormidiaceae. The record is from the annotation of a GenBank genome assembly.